Molecule: messenger RNA, 3315 nt
Organism: Schistosoma margrebowiei
Lineage: Eukaryota; Metazoa; Platyhelminthes; Trematoda; Strigeidida; Schistosomatidae
Source: the annotation of a GenBank genome assembly
CCUAUGGUUACCGCUUCAGCGAGUAUUCCAAAGAAGACUUCGUCAGACAAGCUGAAGGAUUUGCUUUCAAAAGACAUAAAAAGAUCGGAUGAUAUUAGAGGAAAUGUGAAAUACGUUGACAUUCAAUUACUCGAAUCAACUGUUAAUCAUCGGGGUGUACCUUUAGUCAAGCCAACUUAUCAUCAAAGAAUAUCUUGUAAUACGCUGAUGAUGGAUUUCAAGCAAACAAAUUAAAACGCCCUACAAAUCGCUAUUUAAGUACAAACGUAAGUAAUUACGAACAAAUACCUACACAAUGGAAUCGUUUUGUUGAAUCAUCAUUAUCAUACACACAGAAAAAUAAAAACAGCGAACAAGUGAAUGAAGAUGUGAAUAAGACACUGAAUCAUCAUCGUCAUCAUAACUAUCAACAACAACUUCAGCGACAAAAAUUAAAUGUAUAUUCACUACCACGAUCAUCAUUAUCUUCAUCUUCAUCUUCUUCAUUUUCAUCGUUUACACUAAAAGGAUUUAAAGAUUCAAUAAAACUAAGAAAUACAACAACAAAAUUACCUAGUACUAAUUUAUGCUCAAAAGAUACAUUGAUGAAAAAUGAUGAAAAAAACAAUAAUAAAACAUCCAAAAAUAACAAGGACUUAUUUAAUACUGAAAAACUUCUAUCAACUGAAAUGUCUAACGUUUUCAUGGAUUAUGAUCGUGUCAAAAAACAAACGAUCCUAUGUUAUGAACAAAUGAAUCUAAAAAGUUGUCCAAAAAUUGAUUCAAAUCAAAUAUACCGCUUUUUAAGUCUUCAAUCCAAUCAAAUUUAUCGAAUUGAACAUUUACAACAUUUAACAAAACUUGUUUAUUUAAAUAUUUCUGAAAAUCAACUCACAACAAUGAAUGGUCUUGAAACAUUAUAUUCUUUACGUAUAUUAUUAUUAGGAAAAAAUCAAAUUAAACAAAUUUGUUCAUUAGAAAAUUUAUAUAAUUUAAAUAUACUUGAUUUAAAUCAUAAUCAAAUAAAAAUCAUUGAAAAUUUAACACAUUUAACAAAAUUAAAUUAUUUAAAUUUAUCAUUUAAUUAUAUUACAUCAGUAAAUGGUUUAUCUGGAUUAAUUUCAUUAAAUGAAUUAAAUUUAAGACAUAAUCAUAUACAAUCUAUUGAAUCAAUUGAAAAUGUUCCAAAAUUAAUUUGGAUAUUUUUAAGUUUUAAUCAUAUUGAAAGUUGGUCACAGAUUAGUGGUUUAGCCAAUUUAAAUUUAUUUGCUCAAGUUACUCUGGAUGGAAAUCCCAUUGUAUCUGAUCCAACUUAUCAGAAGAUGAUAUCAAAUGAUAAAAGAUUUUUUAAAGACAAUACAGCUGUUUAUUCAUUAAAACCUAAUCCUAGUGAAUCAAUCAACAAAAUGAAUAUGAAUGAACAAUGUUUACUCAAAAGAAAUGUACCAAUUUCAUUUUUAUUAGAUGAACAACAACUGAUGACAACUAGAAAAACAAAUAUUAUUCACGGACUGUUGAAUUAUUUCAAAGAAAAUGAACAGCAUAAUAGUAUGCAUCGGGAGAAUUCUAUUGAUAAUUCUAUAAAUUCAUCCACCGAGAAUCUUACAGAAUUAAUAAAACAAAAUGAUUCAACACUAUCUCGAAAUGAACAGAAUUUAACAUAUUUCUCAAAUAACUUAUCUAAUCUAAGUCAAUCAAAUUUAUCAUUAUUGUCAACCCCUUCGAAUCUACAAUAUUUUUCUUCUACAUCAACAGUAAAUCAAAUAAAGGAGAGUGAAAACAACUGGACAGAAGAAAUCACAAAUAUCAAUGUUGAGAUAAACAGUAAUGAUAAUAAUAGUAAUAAUAUAGUUGGUUACAGUUCGAUUGGAACAUUGACAGAUGAAAGUAUUCUAUUUCCUUUAAUUUCAUCAAAAAGAAAUAAUUUAUUAAAAUUUACAUAUUAUCUGAAAGGAUUAACUCAUUUAGUCUUAGAAGGAAUUUUCUCUAAAACAGUAUUUAAAGUAGUUGAUGAUAAUAAUAACGAUAACAAUAAUUAUGUGUAUAAACUAUCAAAUGUUAUUGAAAACGACAAUAAAUUUGAGAAACAAACAAACGAAUCAACAGAACAUUCAAUUAAUUUUGAUUGUUUUUCUUCAAUGGUCAAUCAUUUACAAUGUAUCCAAUCAAAUAAUAAUAAUAUUGAUAAUAAUAAUAAUAAUAAUAAUAAUAAUAAUAAUAAUAAUCUCAUUAUAUCUAGAGAUGACGAUGAGGAUGAUGAUGACACUGAUAGAAAAGAAGGCAAUGAUUCAUUAAAAUUGUUAAACUUCAAUCGUAUUGUGAAGUUAACUAUUAGAAAUGUGAAUUGGAAUGAAUUUGUAAUUUGUAUACGUAAAUUACAUGAAUUACUACCACAAUUAAAGGAAUUAAAUCUUGAAAAUAAUGGACUUAAAUAUUUGCAUCAAAUUACUGAUCUAAUUGAUUUUGAAUAUUUAACUGCAUUACAUAUAACUGGUUCAAAUACUAAUCCAAUUGUUGAACAAGCUGGUCAAUUGUGGCGUCCAUUUAUUAUAUGGAGUCUUACUGAUUCAUUAAAUUUAACAUUUUUAGACGGUCAACUUAUUAAACCGAAUGAAGUAAAUGAAUCGAAAAAUCUAUUCAAUUUAUUUUACGAGAGAAUAAAAAUGCGUAACUCCUACUGUACAACGUCAAAUCAAUCCUUUUAUAAAAAAUUAGACACUAUCAACAAUAUAAGUAAUAUGUUGAAUAAUAAAAUUCCAAUGAGUGAUGUAAAUAUAGAUGAUUAUAGUUUAAGAAUGGUCAAUUCAAUAUCAUCAACAACGUUACCAAAAACAAUACUAAAUUCUUAUGAUAAUAAUAUCAAUAAUAAUGAUAACAAUGUGGAUACAACAAUGGCAACAACAUCAGUGCAUACUACUUCUAUGCUUGUUAACUGUAGUAGUUUUGUUGAACAACAACAAAACGAACUAAAUAAUGAUAAUGGGAUAACUAGAAACAAUUCAGUAGACUCAGUAAAACGUUCAUCUUGCGACAAAUCCAAAAUAAAUGAAAGUUCAAUAAAUGGAUUCAAAGAAAAACAACAUAAUAUCUACAAUAUGACUCCAGCAUUAAAACAAUUAGAAAAUUUAAAAAAUGGAAUACAAUCAAACGUAGACAAGUUAUCUAUACAAAAUCAGCUUUUGAAAGAUUGGCCAUCUAUACUAAAACGAUUAAUUUAUCAGGCAAUAACCGUCAAUCACACAACUACUAAUAAACUUUAAUUAAAAACAAUCAUACUGUGGGAUUUAUGUUGUUGUGUAUGAGUAAGUGUAUACAAUAUUACCUGUUCUGUAGAGC